Messenger RNA from Talpa occidentalis (Iberian mole), 1515 nucleotides. RefSeq names its product fructose-bisphosphatase 2 (gene FBP2). Gene Ontology annotation, molecular function: fructose 1,6-bisphosphate 1-phosphatase activity. NCBI's taxonomy places the organism in Eukaryota, Metazoa, Chordata, Mammalia, Eulipotyphla, Talpidae. Gene Ontology annotation, cellular component: cytosol; cytoplasm. Bases 275 to 1294 code for a protein of 339 amino acids. The record is from RefSeq and is a predicted model, not a curated record. The transcript is spliced from 7 exons. Gene Ontology annotation, biological process: sucrose biosynthetic process; fructose 1,6-bisphosphate metabolic process; gluconeogenesis.
UUCGUCCAGAGAAAGUAGGUCUGUGUUUCACCGGGCUGCUAGGUUCUAUUUCCUGGGUGCUUAGGGCACCCAGGCAUCCUUCAGGAUAACCAAGCCGGGCAAACUUCCUUGAGGCCUCGCCCAGUUAUUUCAACCACGUGGGUUGAGGCACAUUUCCUUAAAGGUCCUUACUGCAGUCCGGGAUUUCUAAGCACUGAUAUCAGGGAGACACAGUUCUUAGAUAAUCAGGCUUUUUGCACAAAGAAAAGAAAGAUUUGAAGAAUUGCCAGCAGGAAUGACGGACAGAAGCCCCUUUGAAACCGAUAUGCUCACUCUGACCCGCUAUGUUAUGGAGAAAGGACGUCAGGCCAAAGGGACAGGGGAGCUCACGCAGCUGCUGAACUCCAUGCUGACAGCCAUCAAAGCCAUUUCCUCAGCAGUGCGCAAGGCCGGUCUAGCCAACCUGUAUGGAAUUGCGGGAAGUGUGAACGUGACAGGGGAUGAGGUGAAAAAACUGGACGUGUUGUCCAAUACCCUGGUGAUCAACAUGCUCCAGUCCUCCUACAGCACCUGUGUCCUGGUCUCAGAAGAGAAUAAGGAGGCGAUUAUCACAAACAAGGACAGGCAGGGGAAAUAUGUGGUCUGUUUUGACCCUCUGGAUGGAUCUUCCAACAUCGACUGCUUAGCCUCCAUUGGAACCAUAUUUGCCAUCUACAGAAAGAUGUCAGAGGACGAGCCUUCCGAAAAGGAUGCCCUACAGCCUGGCCGCAAUAUUGUGGCCGCAGGUUAUGCUCUCUAUGGUAGUGCGACCUUGGUGGCUCUUUCCACAGGGCAAGGAGUGGACCUCUUCAUGCUUGACCCAGCUCUUGGUGAAUUUGUCCUAGUGGAAAAAGAUGUCAAGAUUAAAAAGAAAGGAAAGAUUUACAGCCUCAAUGAGGGCUAUGCCAAGUACUUUGAUGCUGCCACCACGGAAUAUGUGCAGAAAAAGAAAUUUCCUGAGGAUGGUAGUGCUCCCUAUGGGGCUAGGUACGUGGGCUCCAUGGUGGCUGAUGUGCACCGCACCCUGGUCUAUGGAGGAAUCUUCCUGUACCCAGCGAACCAGAAAAGUCCUAAGGGCAAGCUCCGGCUCCUAUAUGAGUGCAAUCCUGUGGCCUACAUCAUUGAGCAGGCGGGAGGCUUGGCAACCACAGGCACACAACCUGUGCUGGACGUAAAGCCUGAGGCCAUUCACCAAAGAGUCCCACUCAUUCUGGGGUCCCCAGAUGAUGUGCAAGAAUAUCUUACUUGUGUACAGAAAAACCAGUCUGGCAGGUAGUGAGUUUGACCCCACAAGCCCUCUUUGUCUUUUCCAUUGUAUUAAAACUGAUAAUUGGAAGCAAUGUGAUGAGUAAUAAAAGAUAAAUGCACCAAAUCACAUCCAAAGGAACAGUGGCAAACUGCUCAUGAUAUGCCUGGAAGCUAGUGGUCAAUGUAAAGGGCUGAAAAUAAAAACCCAUAUGGGGAAAAAUGCUGAUUUGUCUUUUGUCAUGAGAAUCA